This is a messenger RNA of Dunckerocampus dactyliophorus (ringed pipefish), 2912 nucleotides long. It is a transcript of the gene immt, whose product is annotated as inner membrane protein, mitochondrial (mitofilin). The record is from RefSeq and is a predicted model, not a curated record. NCBI's taxonomy places the organism in Eukaryota, Metazoa, Chordata, Actinopteri, Syngnathiformes, Syngnathidae. Gene Ontology annotation, biological process: cristae formation. The transcript has 5 exons. Bases 1751 to 2707 code for a protein of 318 amino acids. Gene Ontology annotation, cellular component: MICOS complex.
CAUCAUGUUGGUUAGUAUAUACUUAGUUGUACCACCAUGUGUUUGAGUGUACAGACUGGGACAUCACUCAUGGAUGAUUAAAUAGUGUAAUGCUGGCAGGGAACCAAGCAGCUUAGUGAAAAAAGAGUAAACAACAAUAUUUAGAGCAUAGAAACCUGGCAGACUCUCCUUACUGGCACAACACGCAUGGGUGUCCAAGGUGUGGCGCAGGGGCUAUAUGUGGAACGUGGCUCAGUGUAGAAAUAAAAUAAACCAAAGCACAGCAAAAGUUGAAAAAUAGAGCAGAAAGGCAUAAUAUAACUAGAAAAAGCUAAAAUAUUGAUGAUGAUAAUAACUAAUGAAAACACAAACAUUUUUAAAAACACUUUAUAAAUUGAUGUAUGUUUUUUUUCCAACUAUAAAAGGACAGUUGGACAGCCCUGAUGUAAAUAGACAAGAAAUACAGUGAAUUGUGCUAUUAUAUAUUAUCAUAACAGUGGUUUAUUUGGUCUAAAAAAUGUUGACAUUUUUUUCAUUGUACUUGAAAAAAAAAAGUAUAUUAAAAUCUCAUCUCGUCUUGUAAAGGGACCCAAUCUCGUGCAUCGUCUAGUCUCUUGAGGUAGGUGUCUCGUGACACCCCUAUUAAUUAAUAUUAGGGCUUUCAAAUGAUAAAAAAUUUGAAUCAGAUUAACCAGUUUUUAAAUUAAUUAAUCAUGAUUAAUCACCAUUGGCAGUUAUGAAAUAUGCCAAUUUUUACUGUAUUUAAUUAGCAGAAAGAUAAAUGACAAGACAGGAUUAUACUGUAUUUGUAUGUAUUAACAGCUUCAAAGCUGUCAAUCAAGCUAAAAGAUACCACACAAGUCUAUAAAUCUAUUGGUCUAACACUGGUCUUGUUUAAUAGUAGCAGAACAUUUGAAUCACACCUUAAACAUUAAACACAAAUGGGAGAGUUUUCCCACAAAUUAAAAAAGUUGUUGUUUUUUUUAUAGCUAAGGCUACAUAUUGGAGCUGCCACCACUGCUGCUGUGUUUUUAGUUUUGACUUUGGAAAAGUUAACACUAGGUGUAGUGUUCAUUUCUAUGUUGCGAUGUGAAAUCAGUGCGCCCAGAAAGGACGUUCCAGUAACAGCGACCGAAAUUAACCUGACGCAAGACGCUAAAUGCGUGCAAAAACUGUCAUAAUCGUGCAGAUUUUCCAUCUAAGACGAAUUAUUUUGCGUUUCAUCGGGUCAGUUUGGUCACGGGAAUAAGGGCGCAAUAUAAUUUGCGAAAACCAAAUUGCGCUGGGAAGCACGGUAUUACGGCCAUGGUGCGUAUGAAAGUAGAUCUCCGAUUGGUCGUGAGACAUAUUCCCAUCCAAUCACGAUCUGUGUUGCAGCAGAUCGUCAUUUGCUGUUGGAAACAAAUAUGGUGGUCCUGCUGCUGUUUUAGCUGGCGAUCUGCAGACUGAACACGAUGAUUAUUAAGUAUUUUGCCAAGGCGGACUCAUGUCACUCGGAGCGGCACAACAAGAACAACCCUCCGAAAAAACAAAAAACAACGGCCGAUGACUUGGAUAAGCCCGCGGUUUCUCAGUUGGCCUCAACCUUAGCAAGCCCCUCCACAGGCGCCAAUGACAGUUCCUGGACGCCGACGCUGGAAAGCUGUCAACUGAUGACCUGAAUGCGCUGAUCGCCCAUGCACACCGUCGCAUUGACCAGCUCAACCGAGAGCUGGCUGAGCAGAGAGUGAGGGAGCAGAUCCACAUUGAUGCGGCUUUGGAGCAACAGAAGAUGGAGCACCUGAAAGCCCAUGAAGAAAGCAUCAAUACGUCCCUACAGCAUAUCAAGGAGGAGGCCAGGCUGGAAAAGGAGAGGAAGCUGGCUGAAUUGAGGGAAGUGAUGGAGGCAGAGAUGAGGACUCAACUUCGGCGUCAGGCAGCUGCUCACACAGACCACGUCCAAGAUGUUCUCAAAGUGCAGGAGCAGGAACUGAAAGCUGAAGCUGAGCAGGUCCUAAGCAGUAAGCUGUUGGAACAAGAGACUCGCUAUCGUCAACUGAGCCAGGAGCAGCUGGAUAACUUCACUUUGGAUAUGAACACUGCCUAUGCAAGACUCAAGGGAAUGGAGGAGGCCAUCGACAGUCACGUGGUUGCAGAGGAGGAGGCCCGUAAAGCCCACCAGCUGUGGCUCAGCGUGGAGGCUCUCAACUACACCUUGAAGACGGCAGAUGCUGCCUCCCCCACAAAGCCACUAGAGGGCGCCGCUCAGGCGGUGCGAGACAGUUGCCAUGACAACACCUUCGCCUUGGCUCUGGCUUCAGCGAUUCCCCAAGAAUCUCUGGAGCGUGGCGUCUACAGCGAGGCCUCUCUUCGUGCACGGUUCUAUGGUCUGCGCUCGCUGGUUCGCAGGGUUGCCCUGAUCGACGAAUCUCACAACUCUUUGUACCAGUACUUCCUGUCCUACCUGCAAGCUGCAAUGCUGUUUGAGGAUAAGCAGGAAGUACCCCCUAACCAGCUAAACAGUGAGGAUUUAGACCCGUUCAAGCUGCUGUCGUAUGCCAGCUAUUGCCUGGAGCAUGGCGAUCUGGAGUUGGCAGCUAAACUGCUCAACCAGCUGACAGGAGAGGCCAGAAGAGUGGUGGAGGACUGGCUUCAUGAAGCCAGACUCACCCUGGAAACCAGACAGGCGGUCAAUUUGUUGUCUGCUUAUGCUAACGCUGUAGGCCUAGGAACCACACAGGCUCCAUAGGCUCCACUUCUGACCCUAGAAAAUUCAGUAUCGUACAUUUGCUUUUCCACACCGAGUUAAUUGCAGAGAUUUUCAAUCAUGGAUGCUCAACCACUUAUUUAUUUGUUCUCUGCUCAAGUGUCAUUCACUCUAACCUUGUUUAAAGAAUAGAUCUUUUCUCAAUAAUGCACAUCACAAUAAAUCAUUAGAAAGUGGAAAUUGUUCC